Molecule: messenger RNA, 2836 nt
Organism: Sphaeramia orbicularis (orbiculate cardinalfish)
Lineage: Eukaryota; Metazoa; Chordata; Actinopteri; Kurtiformes; Apogonidae
Gene: tfb2m
Product: transcription factor B2, mitochondrial
Exons: 10
Coding region: 224-1579 (451 amino acids)
Biological process (GO): rRNA methylation; transcription initiation at mitochondrial promoter
Cellular component (GO): mitochondrial matrix
Molecular function (GO): mitochondrial transcription factor activity; rRNA (adenine-N6,N6-)-dimethyltransferase activity
Source: RefSeq, a predicted model, not a curated record
GUGUCGUAGCACCACGAGCGGUUCGAGAAACAACUUGCGGAGGGUCAGGAUGCAGAGUCCUCAAUGUCAAAGAGUUGUGUCGGCGAACAUACACACAGGAAUCGACUUUACGUUACCACUGUUGCCAGAGGUUGAUAUAAAGGAUAUUAAACAAUAAGUGGCCUUUCAAAGAGGUCCCUCCGCACCCCCAGCCCCAUCUUUGGUGUAUGUGACCUUGCCAACCAUGUCCACCCAGAUCUGUAGAGUGGUGGAGCUGAUGAUACGCUCUACAUGCUGUCAUACAAUCAGAAGUAGAUCCUGUUGGCGUAAAGGAGUGUUGGUCCCUGUUGCUCCCUCUGGACUCUGUGCUCCUGGGGCUCCUGUCCUUCAAAGAAGGGCAUACAGUCUGGAUGCUCUGUCUUCUGGCCGGCCCACAAUAGGUCAGAGUUCCCAGCAACCCCGUGUGGAGAGGUCAUCCCCCUCCUCAGCGCUAACACAAAGAAACCUAUCUGCUGUGGCUGUACAGGGGCAAUGUCGUCCUCUGUGCCAUUUUGACUUCCUGGACAUUGGGGAGGUAGAGGAGAACAUACGCCGUGCACAGGCCUGUAGAAAAAUCAGACACUUCAUCGUUGACCCACAUCUUGCAAAUCUUGUGACAGAGCACCUCGGACCUGAGAUCCAGGAUGCAAAAACUGUUGUGUUUGAAUGUAACCCAGGGCCAGGUGUCCUAACAAAGACAUUGUUGAAUGCUGGAGCUCAGAGAGUUGUUGCUCUUGAGGGAGAUAAGUCCUUUCUACCUGACCUGCAGGAGUUGGAAGGACGUCUUGAUGGUCAGCUAGAAGUAGUUAAUUGUGACUACUUUAAACUGGACCCAAUAGGGAGUGGCAACCUUAAACCUCCUGCCAUGUGUACUGACAAGCUUUUCACUGAUCUGGGAAUAUCAGAAGCUAACUGGACUGAUGAUGUCCCAGUGAAGGUGGUGGGCAUCCUGCCCCAGAGUAAAGAGCGGGGUUUGCUGCUGAAGAUGGUCUAUGCUUUGUUUGAACGGCUGUCUAUGUACAGAUAUGGACGGAUUGAGCUCAACCUCUUUAUAAGCGAGAAGGAAUAUACGAAACUGGUUUCCCGUCCAGGUGAAAUGCUGUACUACAGAGCCUUCAGCGUCCUCUGGCAAAUGGCCUGUGAUAUUGAACUACUUCACAAGGAGCCAUGGGAAUCAUUUGUGGUGUCUUCAAGACAAAGUUCAUCAGCUCCUAAAGGCAAACUUCCUAAUGAUCACUUGUGUCUGGUUCGUCUGCGUCCUCGAGCUGAUCUGUUCUCUGGAGGCCUCACUCCCUCCAAUGCUUCCACUCUCCUCAUGAUGGUUAAGCAGUGUUUGGCAAAAAGGAAGAUCAAGCUCAUCGACAGACUCAAUCUCUGGUCUCCAGAUAGUGGGAGUAAAUUGUUAUCAGAGAUGGGCAUGCCAGAGGACAUUCUGACUGGUCAUGUAUAUCCAGAAGAGUAUCUUCGACUGUUCCAGUUGAUGGACAAAAGCCAGGAAUUCACACAGAGCUGGCUUUAUGAAGAGAUCCUGGAGAACACACAGAGGGAGGGCUGGGCCUAAAUUAUGGACUUCCAAAUACUGCUGUAUACUGUAAAGUUGUUGUAAUAUAAAUGAGAUUAAUACAAUGUGUGAUGUAAAGGAACAGAAAAGGUGUAAGAAUGGACACAAAUGACAGGUAUGUAGUAUCAGUCACAACAAUCACCUCAAUAAACUUUAUGAAAUAGAUAUAGUAGCAUAUACUGCUGAAAUAUACUGACAUAAUAAGCUAAUGUGCAGAGUGAUGGAGAUGUUAAAAACAUCUUUGACAUCUGCGUUGUCCUCAAAGGAGUGUCCAAAGUUCUAAGAUUUUGGUCAAAAGCCUUUUUUUCUGUUUCCUUGUCUAAAAUUUAGAGUUGGUAUUUUCCUUUCUUUGCCACAGAGAGAGAAAUUGUAUUGAAAUGAAAGCCUUUCUUGGUACAAAUAAGGUCAGAAAUGGUUAAAUUAUGUUUUUUUAAAGCUUAAUUUAACUCUUAGCACAGAUAGGUUAUAAGAAAGUCAUAAGAGUCAUGUAGUUUAGUAAUGAACAUAAUAUCAGAAUUCAGUUAUGUUGAUGCAAUGUAUUUAAUGAAUGAUUGAUAAAACUUAGGUUUUCUAAUGAAAUAAAAUUAAAUAUACUAGCAUGUGUGGGAAAUUCAAAAGAACUCAACCUCGCAUGUUUUGGAGUAGAGUUCCAUACCUUCGGCAGAGAAGCAGCUUAAAAGUCCAUUACUGGGGCUAACAAACUGAGGAGUUAAGUAUGGCUUUGUCACUGAAUGCUUUUAUGUUUUAUGGGUCUGUUGUGUGUGCAUUUUGAGUCCAUAUACAAAUGCUUGUCUGAUGAAUUUUUAAAACAAGUUAUUGAAGUAAAAUUUGGAUGUUGGGGAAGAAAAUGGAGAUGUAAAGUUUUGGUUACAUGCAGUGAAAACAUUCUUCAGUUGGUCAUUACGUUUUAAAACAUUUCUUCUUUGGACAGUGAUGGUUCUACUUUUCAUGAUCGCUUCAGUUGUCUAACUUUGUCUUAUAGCAAUAAGUAAAUUAUUUGACUUUAAUGCCCCUUUGUUAAAUUUAAUUUUGGUAUGUGUACUAUCUUUAUACUUCUACUCCUGUACAUCUCAGAGGGAAAUAGUUUACAUUUCACCUUUUGCCUGACAGCCUUGUUAAUAGUUGCUUUUAAGACUAGUGUUUCAGUCCCUUCAUGUCUAGUUAGAGCUGCACAUCUCCAAAAUGUGAUGAUUUGAAUAUUUCUGAUAAACUGAAGGAUGAAUUGUCCCUUUUUGAGUUGAGAAAGUUGUCCACAGG